Messenger RNA from Knipowitschia caucasica, 663 nucleotides. NCBI's taxonomy places the organism in Eukaryota, Metazoa, Chordata, Actinopteri, Gobiiformes, Gobiidae. The record is from the annotation of a GenBank genome assembly.
AUGAAAGUCCGGAUCCCGCUGGUCUGUUUCCUGGUGCUGCUGCCUCUGAACAUCCCCUGGUCCCAAAUUGGGGUGACGUGGCUGGGCGUGGUCCACUUCCUGGCCUGUCUGUCUCCUCAGCUGGGCUCCGUCCUCUACCACCUCUUCAUGAACCACGAGGGCGGCGAGCCGGUCUACCACACCCUGCUCAAGGUGGACGUCUGCGGGAUCUGCAUGAUCAACACGCUGGGGAUGCUGCCGAUCGUCUACAGCACGCUCCUGUGUUACCCUGUCAUCCGGACUCUGGCGCUGCUGCUGUACAUCCUGCUGUCCACUCACGCCAUCUACUGUGCGGUCACGGCGCGCAGCUCGGUGCGGCGCCUGCGCUCCUUUGCGUGGCAGGCGCUGUUCCGCUUCUCCUUCUUCCUCCUGCGCUGGGUGGGCGUGGGCGGCGGCAGUCCCACCUCGCUGAGACACUUCGUCACCAUGGACAUGCUGGCGGUGCUGGGCGGAGUCAUCAACAUCGCUCGAAUCCCUGAAAGGUUCUGUCCCGGACUCUUUGAUUAUUGGUGCAACAGUCAUCAGAUCAUGCACGUGCUGGUGGUGGGUUCUAUCCUCUACCUCCACUGGGGGGUCCUGGACGACCUGCUCUGGAUCAACAGCUACAUCUGCCCCUCGGACUGA